AUGCCUUACGAUCCCAGAACUCCUAGCCCUUACACUCAGUGUAUCCUACACCAAGACCGACCUUAUCUGGUUUCACAGAUAGGUCAUCAGAACCCGUUCAUUAUAUACAUUUGCAGAAACUUUCAAAAGGGCCAGUCGUACUACUUAGAUGCGAGCCGCGCAGAACCUCCAGCAACAGAGAUUUUCACUGCUAUCACUACUUUGACACCCACUCCCACACAUACCACAAAUACCUUGAUCACUCCAUCGCCUGCCCAGCCCGGAAUGGACAACUACAACAAGUCUUAUGCCUUAGGCUGUGAGGACGCUUACGCCUCAGUGUCUUCCCUCUUUUCCGUCUCUUUUAACAACUUCAUCAAGUUGAUCGGCGUGGCCAGUAGGAACUAUAGCCAGCUCACGGCUCAGAAUCACGUUAGCGUUUCUACUUUUGAUGAAGGACCACGAGCGAAUCUCACAUCUACUACAUCGUCCGCGACCACGAGCGCGGGCAACGGCAUCCAGACGCCGCAGCCCACGCAGGCCGACAUGGUUAGCAACUGCAACAAAUUUCAUUACAUUAGGAAUGGUAACACCUGCGGCCAGAUUACGUUCUAUCACCGCAUCACUCAGGAGCAGUUUGCCCGAUGGAACCCCAAGAUUGGUAGCAACUGCACCAGCCUAUGGCCGGACCACUACGCCUGCGUCGGCGUCGACGUAAAAUCUUUGACACCUGUACCGACUCCGAGUAGCAUCGCUCCAUCUAACGGCAUCGAGGCUCUAAGCAACAUCACUUCAUCUAACGGCAUCGAGGCUCCAAGCAUCAUGGAGGCUCCAAGCAUCAUCAAGGCUCCAAGCAUCAUCAAGGCUCCAAGCAUCAUGGAGGCUCCAAGCAUCAUCAAGGCUCCAAGCAGUAUCGAGGCUCCAAGCAGUAUCGAGGCUCCAAGCAGUAUCGAGGCUCCAAGCAGGAUCGGUUCAUCUGACGGCAUCGAGGCUCUAGGCAACAUCGAGGCUCCAAGUAGCAGUAUCGAGGCUCCAAGCAGCAUCGCUCCAUCCAACGGCAUCGAGACUCUAAGCAGCAUCGCUUCAUCCGACGGCGUCGAGACUCUAAGUAGAAUCGCUCUAUCUAACGACAUCGAGACUCCGAGUCGCAUCGCGCCAUCCAACGGCAUCGAGACGCCGCAGCCCACGCAGCCCGAAAUGUUCCACUACAUUUGGAAGGGCAAUGCCUGCUGGCAGGUCACUUCCCAUCGCGGCAUCACCCAGGAGCAAUUUGCUGAAUGGAAUCCAAAAGUCGGCCUAGAAUGCGACGGCCUGUCGUAUGAGGCCUAUGCUUGUGUUGGUGUUCUGGAGGCCGCGCUGACUCCUGAUGCGACAGCUCCGUCCAACGGCAUCGAGACUCCGCCGCCUACACAGCCUGAUAUGGUGAGCAACUUGCCAAUUGUUUCAUUGGAUCGGCCAAGGCUAUUCCUGCGGCCAAUUCAAGUUGUAUAA
Beauveria bassiana ARSEF 2860 is the source of this 1470-nucleotide messenger RNA. Its product is annotated as LysM domain-containing protein. NCBI's taxonomy places the organism in Eukaryota, Fungi, Ascomycota, Sordariomycetes, Hypocreales, Cordycipitaceae. Bases 1 to 1470 code for a protein of 489 amino acids. The transcript is spliced from 5 exons. The record is from RefSeq and is a predicted model, not a curated record.